UGCCAGCGGACGCAGAAGUGUUAACAUCAUUUCUUUCUCCAUGCGCGUUUUUUGGCCGCUGCGGCUCCGAUCACGAUCGCUCGCCGCCGAACUCGGUCGCUGAAGACCUCCAGGCCGGUGUAGGGCCCAGUGCGUGUGUGCGUGUGCGUGUUGUGCCGUGUAGACCUGUUGGCAACCAGUGCAGUGGCAGACUGGCACAGACCGGCAGUGUCCGCCAUGCAGACCAGCUGAUCGGCUCGGUCUGCGCACGUCCUCCGUGCUCCGUGCUCCACGGCCGCCGUCGGCUGAGCGCCGCGACGCCCUAGCGGCGUCUUCCUCUCGUCCAAACUGACAUCCGCCGUCGCCGAGCUGGGGACCCUCAGGCUCGCCUUCCCCGCCGGGAUGGAAGCGAGCGCCCUCGAGUACAGCCGGGGCGGGGGCGGCCGCGGGACGCUGGACUUCCAGCACUCGCCGCUGGGCGGCUCGGUGGCUGACUGCCCGCCCGGGCCUCAGGGGCCGCACCAGACCGAGUUCAAGCAGUUCAAGCAGGAGUACGGCCACCACAAUGGCCACCCGCAGGCCGCCAUGGACCACGACGACAUCAAGAGCUGCUACUCCAGCACGCCCUCCACGCCGCCCACCCCCAUGGCCGAAGUGGAGUCCCUACCCGCGCCGACAAAGGGCCGAGGUCGCAAGCGGGCAGGAGUCAACAAGGGACGGGACGGGCUCGGCUGGCACGCGGUCGACCACGGCAACCCCGAGAUCUUCGGCUCCAAGGCGGACCUGCAGAUGCACACCCAGCUGCACAUGCGCGAGGCCAAGCCCUACAAGUGCACGCAGUGCUCCAAGACGUUCGCCAACUCGAGCUACCUGUCGCAGCACACGCGCAUCCACCUCGGCAUCAAGCCGUACCGCUGCGAGAUCUGCCAGCGCAAGUUCACGCAGCUGUCGCACCUGCAGCAGCACAUCCGGACGCACACGGGCGACAAGCCCUACAAGUGCAGGCACCCGGGCUGCAACAAGGCCUUCUCGCAGCUCUCCAACCUGCAGUCGCACUCGCGCUGCCAUCAGACCGACAAGCCCUACAAGUGCAACUCGUGCUACAAGUGCUUCGUGGACGAGCCCUCGCUGCUGGAGCACAUCCCCAAGCACAAGGAGUCCAAGCACCUCAAGACGCACAUCUGCCAGUACUGCGGCAAGUCGUACACGCAGGAGACGUACUUGAACAAGCACAUGCAGAAGCACGCGGAGCGCACGGACAAGCGGCCGCCCAUCAUCGGGCUGGGCCGCAACGCGCUGCACAACAUGCACCACGCCUACUGGCCCAAGGUGUCGCCCGACACGGCCAACUCGCUCGUGGACGCCAUCAACCAGCACGAGCGCGCCAGCAUGGAGGCGUGCUUGCAGCAGCAGCACAACGGCAUGCUGGGCGACCACCACAUGGUCAGCUCGCACCACCGCGCCCUCAUGGAGCACCACCGGCAUAUGAACGGCACCCCGCAGCCCCAGCAGCAGACGCCGGGCGGCGGCGCGUCCUCCGGGGAGAACGGCGAGGACCUGGUGGUCAUCCGGUCGCAGCAACAGCAGCAGCAGCAACAACAGCAGCAGCAGCAGCACCAGCAGCACCAGAGCAACAACCCCGGCUCGUCGCCCACCCCCGCGCCGCAGCAGGUGAUCGUGUCCUCGCCCUCGUCCGUGCCCAACGGGUACGAGCUGGGCGGCGGCCUCGGUGGCGGCCUCGGCAGCAUCAAGACGUCGACGCCCUCGUCGACGUCCGCCUUCACGCCCAUCCAGUCCAUGGGCUCGCUGCCGCCGCACCACCACCUCGGCGGCGUGCACCUCAACCCCCACCAGCUGGGCAUGCCGCCCGCCGCGGCCCGGCCCGCCUACAUCCCCUACGACUCGCUGUCCUUCCCGUCGGGGAAGAUGGGCGGCGUGGGCGCGGGCGUGGGCGGCGGGCUGGGCGGCCAGCAGGGCGGCUCCUUCCCCAACCAGCUCAUCUCGCUGCACCAGAUCCGCAACUACGCGCACCAGCCCAUGGUGGGGGAGCACCUCCUGGCCGGGCUCAAGGACAAGGCGCAAUAGUGGCACGCGCCCAAGGUGGAGGCCGACGAGCAGGACCUCUUCGGCUGGCCCUGACGGGUCAAGCCCUGACGGGUCAAGCCCUGACGGGUCAAGCCCUGACGGGUCAAGCCCUGACGGGUCAAGCCCUGACGGGUCAAGCCCUGACGGGUCAAGCCCUGACGGGUCAAGCCCUGACGGGUCAAGCCCUGACGGGUCAAGCCCUGACGGGUCAAGCCCUGACGGGUCAAGCUCUGACGGGUCAAGCCCUGACCAGGGCCCUGAGCGCCCUCCCAGCGCCCUCCACCUUGCCGCGCCGCCCUGCGCGCGCGUGAGUGAGUGCGUGAGUGAAUGUGAGAGUGAAUGUGUGUGUGAGUGAGAUAGCGAAUGUGCUGCGUGACGUGUCGUGACCGCCCGGAACUGUGCACGCUGGUUUAGUCGAACCGGCCGCCAGAUCAGCGCAGUGGGAAGCGCUGCGCGUCGCCAAGCCGCCCACCAGACCAAAAAUGAUCAGAUUACCUCAAUUUAUAAAAUGUUCCCUUUUUAUAUAAAAAUUGAAAACAAAAAAUA
Messenger RNA from Thrips palmi, 2610 nucleotides. RefSeq names its product zinc finger protein rotund-like. The record is from RefSeq and is a predicted model, not a curated record. Bases 382 to 2064 code for a protein of 560 amino acids. Gene Ontology annotation, cellular component: nucleus. The transcript is spliced from 4 exons. NCBI's taxonomy places the organism in Eukaryota, Metazoa, Arthropoda, Insecta, Thysanoptera, Thripidae.